Messenger RNA from Entrophospora candida, 734 nucleotides. NCBI's taxonomy places the organism in Eukaryota, Fungi, Glomeromycota, Glomeromycetes, Entrophosporales, Entrophosporaceae. The record is from the annotation of a GenBank genome assembly.
AGAAGAAGAAGACGCUUCAACUAACCCAAUAAAUAUACCUGAAACACAUAUAAAUAGGCAAAGUGGAACCGGUCAAUUAUCAAAUAUAGCACAAUCAUUCGCCGGAACAUUGCAAUCAUGGACGGCAAAUUAUGGUCGAACAGCUAGUACGUAUAUGUCUGAUAAUAUAGCAGUGCCGGCAUCUUAUGUUGCAGACAAUUUGACAGAAAAUGGCACAUUCGGUGCAACUUCGUCCCGUAACCAACAUGGAUCACUAUUUUCAACGCCGGCAAUGUCAUCAAUAAAUCCCAACAACCAUUUAACCUCUCAAUUACAAUCACCCACAAACACAAUAUAUCAUACACCCGCAUCAUUCUUUUCAAAUCUUGGUAGUAUAGCAGAACACGGCGGACCAAGCAAUUUCACAAACAACAAUAGGCAUCACCAAUACGGUUCAAUUCUAUCACAAAGCAUCGCACCUAACUUGUCACCAAUAGUUGAUGAUGAUGACAACUCGUCAUUGGAUAUGUUUGGCACGAGUUACGUUCCAAGUCAUCACGGUUCAAUCUUAAGAAGUGGAGAGAGAAGACCAUUAAAAAUCAAUUAUCCACAUCCCGAACGUACACCUUUAAUAAGAACCGUUUCAAAGAGUUCUUCAAUAACUUCUGUGCCGGUUUCAGAUAUAAUUGACAUCCCUUAUACUGUUGGAUCCACAUUUCGUCAAUCAAUCUUCAAUUCCUGUAAUAUUUUAAUAG